GGGGAUCAGUCUCUGGGGAUCAGUCUCUGGGGAGAAGGCCCAGCUUCUCUUCGGCUCCCCGUUAAUCAGCAUCACUUUCUUCAGGUGUGUUCAUGCUGGAACGCAGCCAGGAGCACAACAGGUGAGUUGACUGAUCCGUUUCCUCGUUUUUCUCCCAGCUACUCAAACGAGGCAAACUACCAGGCUGCCGGCGGGGAAAGAGAGACGUUGAGGCCGGGAUACCAAGCACCGAACCCCGGGGUGAUGAUGUCUCAGAGUCGGGUGACAGGAGCCAUCACUCACCGGUGGUUUUAAAAGACUGGGGCUGCACCUGAAGCACCUUCAUCACUUCGUCAUCAUCGUCCAUGUGACGGCUGAAGACUCCACAUCCUCCAUCUGUUCAUCGUCUCCUCGGAGCUUCACUCAGUUCUUCCUCCGUCGAGUCAUGAAUCCCCACGAAAACACACAACCACCACCAAAUUCACCUCCUGACCUUCACGAUAUUUCCCAUGAUGCCUCUCUGUCGGCCUCCUCUCCGUCUCCUGCGCUCAUCCAGACGGGUCACAGCUCGGUGACGGUUCUGAGCCGUAACGUCCAUCACUAUCGGGCCUCACCGGACCAAGAUGGAGGUCACGACCCGGUCCCAUCAGCGUCUCCAUCCUCAGAACCACGCUUCGUCUUCAGAUCCAGUCCUCAGUCCAGCCUCGUUUCAGUCCCGUCUCCGGUCUCGGCUCCCACACCGCCACCUCGCCCCACCCCCCUCCUGCCAGGUCUCCAUCAUCGUCCCGUCCCCAGACCUCCACCCGUCCCCUUUCCCGACUCAGUGCUCCGAGGACGACGGCCCGGACCUGGAGUGCUCCGUCUGCUUCAGCCAGUUCAACAACGUCUUCCGCUGUCCCAAGAUGCUCCAGUGCAAGCACACGUUCUGCCUGGAGUGCCUGGCGCGCAUCAACGUCAAGUCGUCGGAGCCCGGCGCCAUCCAGUGCCCGCUGUGCCGCGGCCUCACGCCGCUGCCGGCCCUCGGCCUGCCGCGACUCGCCACCAACUUGGACAUGCUGUCCUACCUGCCGGCCGCCAUGCAGAGGGUCUACAGCAUCCGCUUCCAGCGCAGCAAGGGGAAGCUGGAGGUCAAAAGGUCGUCUGAAGGUCAGAGGUCGCUGACAUCUCUGAGUAUGACGAACCGCUCCCUGGACGUGGGGCUUCCCAGCCCGCCUUCCAGGGCCAUCGGUGAGGUGCCCGGCGGCGGCGGCGGCGGCGUUGGCGACGCUCUGUUCAGACUGACGGGCCGGCCGGCGUGCCGCGCCGUCCUCCUGACGUCCGUGGUGAUGAUGAUGGCGCUGCUGACGGGCAUCAUCAUCUUCCUCAUCCUCUUCAAUAGAACUGAAUGAGCAACAUCUGGCUCAGUGCUGGUUAGAGGAAGAGACGAUCCAGAUGUGUUGGAGGCUCUAAACCAUCACCAUGACAACGUCCUGCCCAGAGUCACAAACAACACUGUAAACUGAGACGCAGUCGACUUAUGACGUUACCGGAAGCUUCAAAUACGCAACAAGUUUUUUGGGGGAAAAAUGCAAAAAAAUCACCACUUUUUAAUGUCUCCAAUUUCAUGUUGCAAAACGUCAUCCUAGUAAAACGAGACGGCAGAGAAGAGUCGAACAGUAGACGUGUUGUAAGACUAUGAAACAAAAGAUUAAUGGAUGGUUUAUUAUAUUAAAAGCUCAAAGCCUCUGGGUUAAACAUGAAGGUAUUAAAAACAUACUGUUACUAACCUAAAAUAAUAUUUAUAAUAACAAUAAUAAUGUAUAUAAACUCUUCUUCAAAUUCUCUGUUUAAACUUUCAGCACUUUAAAAAAAAGAAAAAGCCAGCGACUGGAUGUUACAUGUCAGUGUGUGUGUCGGUGUUUACUUCCUGCAGCUCUUUCAGUGUGACACAGAUCGAGACGCUCUAACGUUCACGUGACGCUGGAACAACGUUUCUGGAGAACGAAGGGUUAGGUCACCUCUAGAGCGGACGGUCCUGCUUUUAUGCCUCCAGGUUUUCAGGUGAUGUUGCAUAUGAAUCAUCAGAAUGUCUCUCAUGAAAACUCUUGGUUCGGUUGACUAAACGAUUGUCUGCAAAGGUUUAUUUAUUCUUUUUUAAACGUUCUUUUUCAUUACCCUCUAAUAUUUUUGUGUGGAGGCAGAAAUCUGAUACAAUAACCUAAAAACCUGGAGGGAUAAAAGAGAAACUAUCUGCAUGACUGGACACAGGGAAGAGUUUUUGCUCUGGUGAAUCGACCCUUUUAAAAAAAAAAAGAGGAGGAUGUGUUUUAACGGAGCGAUAAAGGUCUCAUGAAUUUACCUUUUCCACAAAAAACACUUUGACUUGCAAAUCAAACAAGCCGUCCAAAGAUCACAAAAGAUCUUUCUGUUACAGUUUGAGAGGGAAAUAGUUUUAAUCCCAUGUUGUUGUUUUAUGUGUCUUCUAUGUUGUGUACUUUGUGUUUUUAGGCUCUGACCUGUUUUACUUGGAAAUGUAAAAUAAAUAAUUUUUAUAUAUUUAUACAACAGUUUU
Molecule: messenger RNA, 2530 nt
Organism: Anoplopoma fimbria (sablefish)
Lineage: Eukaryota; Metazoa; Chordata; Actinopteri; Perciformes; Anoplopomatidae
Product: RING finger protein 223
Exons: 4
Coding region: 603-1367 (254 amino acids)
Biological process (GO): protein ubiquitination
Molecular function (GO): ubiquitin protein ligase activity
Source: RefSeq, a predicted model, not a curated record